GAAGAGCCGGAAGUGGCUGGAGGAUUUCCCUCUCGACGAGUUAGUCCUCUUUGGUAACAGUUAAUGGAAAACACCUCGGAUUUUUCUCAGACAUGUCUACUUCGUACAGAAACAGAAUACAGGAAUUCAAAGUGGCCUUGAGUGAAGAAAACAUAGACUUGAAGGCACUCCGGGAACUGUGCUUCAGUGGAAUCCCAUUUGAAGGAGGUAUUCGUGCACUUUGCUGGAAAAUUCUUCUUAAUUAUCUUCCUCCUGAUCAGACAUUAUGGGACUCUUUUCUCAAAAAGCAAAGGGAGGUGUAUUCGCAGUUCCUAAAAGAGAUGAUUAUCCAACCUGGCAUUGCCAAAGCCAAUUUGGGCCUUUCCAGAGAAGAUGUGACCAUGGAGGACCAUCCUCUUAAUCCAAACCCAGACAGCAGGUGGAAUACAUAUUUCAAAGAUAAUGAAGUUCUGCUACAGAUUGAUAAGGAUGUCAGGCGGCUGUAUCCAGAUAUGGCUUUUUUCCAGCGUCCUACAGAUUAUCCUUGCCAACUAAUCUUGGACCCGCAGAAUGAUUAUGAGACACUGCGUCGGCGUGUGGAACAGACCACUCUGAAAGCACAAACUGUAAAUCGGAACCGCAGUGGAGUCACUAAUGUUAGCUCCCCUGGAAAGGCUUUGAACCUGUAUCCAUCUAACGAAUAUGAAGUGCUGCCCAAUGGGAGUGAAGCGCACUGGGAGGUGGUGGAGCGCAUCCUCUUCAUCUAUGCCAAACUCAACCCUGGGAUUGCAUAUGUACAAGGCAUGAAUGAGAUUGUUGGGCCAAUUUACUACACCUUUGCCACGGACCCAAACGAUCAAUGGAAAGAGCAUGCUGAAGCAGACACAUUCUUCUGUUUCACCAACUUGAUGUCGGAGAACAGAGACAAUUUCAUCAAAAGCUUGGAUGACUCCCAGUGUGGCAUAACGUACAAGAUGGAGAGUGUCUACUCCAUGCUAAAAGACAAAGACAUGGAGCUCUAUCUUAAGUUGCAAGAGCAGAACAUCAAACCACAGUAUUUCACUUUUCGCUGGCUGACGUUGCUGCUGUCUCAAGAGUUUCUUCUGCCAGAUGUCAUCCGCAUUUGGGACACCCUGUUUUCAGACCAGGACCGCUUCCACUUCCUCAUCCUGGUCUGCUGUGCCAUGCUCAUACUUAUCCGUGAUCAUUUACUGGCGGGAGACUUCACAAUCAAUAUGAGAUUACUGCAGGAUUACCCCAUCUCAGAUGUCCACACCAUCUUGACCAAGGCCAAAGAGCUGCAGGAUAACUCAUAACCAGUUCGUUAUUUUCCUCCUGCCUCGUCCACUUGGAUUUGGUAGGUGGGAGCUCAAACAUUGAAAAACAUUUUAUGUCAAAUGUGUAUGACAGAAGGACUUGAUCAAUGAAGAGCAUGGAAAGACUUGUUGGGGAAAAACACAGCAAACUGCUUUUUAAGUUGAUGUUAUUGAUGUUUGAUCAGUGGAGACUACCAUGGAAACUGGUAACCUGGGUGACAUUGUCAAACUGUUGCUUCCUUGAAGGGACAAGGAGCUGCCACUUGAUUCUUGAUUCAUUAUGGUUAAAAGCUAACUUGGCACAUGAGCCUCCUUCUCUCACAGCCAUUUCUCCCAUGGAGACAGAGUUUUUGUGCUCAAACUAUUGAUGUUCGCACUGAACAUCUGAGGGGGAAGGUGCUGUAGUAAACCUAUACUACCGAUCUUAAUUGCCCAACUAUCAGAACAUGAUCGAUCUUCAAAAACGGAGCCAAGAAGUAACCAGAAACCCUACUGCUACCAGUUACUUAACCAGAUUGAGCAAACAUUUAAUUCGGUUGAGCAAUAGUGCAUGAUCAUUCUUCUCUGUUUUUUUUUUUUUUUUUUUUUUUUUUAAAUGUUAGAAUUUGAGACUUUUUUUUAUGUAAGCAAUGUUUAUGCCUUAUCUGUUUUAAUAAUUAUGUGCAACAGAGGAGACUGAGUAUUGCUGGGUAAAAUUCCUGUCUUGAUAAAUAUGAAGUGGCUAAUACUGGCUUAGUGAAUAUUGUGAUAAAUCAGUAAUGUUCUGUUUACUGUAAGUGAAACAGUAAGAUUGCUAAAUUAAUUCAGUAUCCAUCAGCAGCAUUAAUUUUUUUAACGUUGUGUCUGG
Myripristis murdjan (pinecone soldierfish) is the source of this 2142-nucleotide messenger RNA. RefSeq names its product TBC1 domain family, member 13 (gene tbc1d13). Gene Ontology annotation, molecular function: GTPase activator activity. Bases 93 to 1295 code for a protein of 400 amino acids. Gene Ontology annotation, biological process: activation of GTPase activity; intracellular protein transport. The transcript has 12 exons. Lineage: Eukaryota; Metazoa; Chordata; Actinopteri; Holocentriformes; Holocentridae. The record is from RefSeq and is a predicted model, not a curated record.